AUGAGGUGUAUCGUGUCCCACGGCGACAUAUCUUGCACCAUGCUUGUUAGGAUGAACUGUAAAACUUUCCAGAAACUUUGUACACUUCUUAGAGAUGUGGGAGGCCUUAGGUGUAGUUGGAACAUUGAGAUAGAUGAAAUGGUGGCCAUCUUCCUUUACACCAUAGCCCAUAACGAGAAAAACCGUCAACUCCAAGUUACCUUCCGUCGUUCAGGAGAAACAAUCUGUAAGGUAAUCAAAACUGUUCUUAAUUCAGUUUUGAAACUUCACUCUCUUUUACUUCGCAAACCCAAGCCUGUUCUCGAGGAUUCUGACGAUCCAAAAUGGAAGCACUUCAAGAAUUGCCUUGGGGCACUUGAUGGAACAAUAGUUAAUGUACGUGCAACGAAAGAGAAUCAAUAA
Messenger RNA from Linum trigynum, 402 nucleotides. NCBI's taxonomy places the organism in Eukaryota, Viridiplantae, Streptophyta, Magnoliopsida, Malpighiales, Linaceae. The record is from the annotation of a GenBank genome assembly.